AGCAGCGGUUUUCCAUUACUUUUCUCUUCUGAGUUCUGUGGGCGCUUGAUUUCCAACAAAAAGGUUUGGAAAAUCAGAAGUUACGAGAUGGUUAGAGCGUAUAAACAAGAGCACACAUAUAAGCACCCAUGGGAAAGAGUAACUUCUGCAUCCUGGCGCAAGUUUGCUGAUCCUGAGAACAAGCGCAUUCUAUCGCAUAUCCUCGAAGUUGACACAUUGAACCACAAGCUUGAUUCCAGCUCAGGGAAGCUUUACACGACUCGUGCCAUAACUAUCCAUGCACCAGGACCAUGGUUCCUCUGCAAAAUCAUUCGUCAAGACAUCUGUCACUGUGUAGAAUCAACUGUUGUUGAUGCCCAAUCUCGGUCCAUGCAGCUCUCCACUCGAAACAUUAGUCUGGAGAAGUACAUUGAAGUGGAGGAGAAAAUCAGAUAUGACCCUCAUCCAGAUAAUCCAAAGUUAUGGACCGUCUGCAAGCAGGAAACGAGUAUCAGGAUUAAGCCCUUAUCAGCACUGGCUUCAAUGGCAGAGAAAAUAGAACAGAAGUGUGUGGACAAGUUUCAGGCAAACAGCGCGAAGGGAAGAGAAGUAAUGGAACGGAUGUGCAAGUACCUCGAAGCUGAAUCCAGAGGCAUUUCAGCAUGAUUUAACAAUCAAACUUUACAUUAGGCUUCUUCAGUGCUAGUAUCCGACCCCUCCUUUAAACGUGAGAGGUGAGUUUACGCUGAACACUUGUUGGCAAUUCGAAUGUCAUCAUAUGGAAAAGAGGACACCGAUCAUGAAUCGUUCUUUCUGAACUUUUUGUUAGCUAUAGUAGAUGCAAUAACUAAGUUAUCCUAGAACUUCUUUGUGAGAAUGUUACCUAGAUGGAAAUUUUACUUUAAA
Messenger RNA from Solanum verrucosum, 885 nucleotides. RefSeq lists its product as uncharacterized. The coding region runs from base 88 to 645 and encodes 185 amino acids. NCBI's taxonomy places the organism in Eukaryota, Viridiplantae, Streptophyta, Magnoliopsida, Solanales, Solanaceae. The record is from RefSeq and is a predicted model, not a curated record. Gene Ontology annotation, cellular component: mitochondrial intermembrane space. Gene Ontology annotation, biological process: phospholipid transport. Gene Ontology annotation, molecular function: phosphatidic acid transfer activity. The transcript has 2 exons.